Molecule: messenger RNA, 489 nt
Organism: Colletotrichum lupini
Lineage: Eukaryota; Fungi; Ascomycota; Sordariomycetes; Glomerellales; Glomerellaceae
Exons: 5
Coding region: 1-489 (162 amino acids)
Source: RefSeq, a predicted model, not a curated record
AUGUCAAUGGGCAACCACUCAAAUCGAGAUGCGAAACGAUUUCGUCCUCUUUUGUUCGGACCAUCCCCACGGGUGGAUCUGGCCAAGGUGUCAUUGAGGUUCCCCAUCUCUGUAACCUUACAUUAUUGCCAAGAAAGCCUGUUGCUGAAGAUGACCGUACAACAGGCUAUCGGCAUUGUCGUCCCAAUCAAGACACAUGUCACAAUAUGCGCGGGAAACGCUGGGCUUUUGUCGCUAAAACAGCACGUUAGCCAAGGUGAAAAAUUGCGAUGUUGCAUGAUGAUUAAGAAGCUACUGUACUUGAAGGAUCCAUGCUGGUCAAAGUCAACCACGAAUUGGACCACGUGCGGUCUUCAUUCUUUGAAAUACUUCAGCAGCAACACCCAAAGUUCGGGUUCUAGUGCCAAGCUCAUCGUCAGCACCGCGUUCCGUGACAUCCAAGCCUCGGGCCACAAUUCCGAGGAGAUCAAGCAUUGCUUGGCUCUUUGA